Camelina sativa (false flax) is the source of this 1073-nucleotide messenger RNA. NCBI's taxonomy places the organism in Eukaryota, Viridiplantae, Streptophyta, Magnoliopsida, Brassicales, Brassicaceae. The record is from RefSeq and is a predicted model, not a curated record.
AAGAUACUCGUCACUGAUGAACCGCCAGAUGGUCAGAUGCUGGACCAAUGGGAGCCAACUUCACCUGAUUCUUUGAAGACGCUACUUGAGAUCAUAUAGUUUUUGAAAGUAAAGCAAUGGAAGAUUAUACAAUGAAGCGUAUGCUAAAAAGAGAAAGAUAAUCCUCUAGCUAUCCUAUUUUUGGAUCAAUCAUCUUCGACCACUGUGGCAACCACGUCCACGCUUGCCUCGUCCUCCGACCGUAAUCCAUUGAUCUUGGAGUUUUUUGGAUUCAGUGAAAAAAAAAAUGGCUUUUUGCAAUAAGCUAAGCCGUCUCGUGAGGCAGAGUGAGAACGCUUCCAUGAUUGGGUCUAUCAGGUCUUUCUCUGCUGAGGCCACUCACCAUAGAUACCACCAGGAGACUCACAACUUUCUUGAGCCAGAAAGCUAUAUUGGUAGCUGGGAAGCUCCAAAGGAUCCGAAAGAUGCAAAGAGGAAGCUUGCACAGCUUAGGAGAGAUUACGCAAAGAAAGUUACAGUGUAUCGUAAAGAGUAUAUUCAUGAGAUUGAGAUGCUUCGUGUUGAGAAGCAGGCUAAGGAUGAGGCUAGGUUGUUGGCUGAACGAGCUGCGAAUGAGGAGAGGAGACGGUUGAAGGCUGAGGCUGCUAAGGUUAGGGCUGAGGAACGUAAGAUUGCUGAUGAAGAGUUCAGGCAAACCCUGAUGAAAGAAAGAGCGGAAAAGCUAGAGAUCUGGAAGAUGAUGGGUAUAAAAAGGGAAGAGAAGAUCAAAGAGAGAAAGAAGCUACUACGUGAGCAGAGUUCAUUGUGGAUCGACCCAAAGGAACUGGAGAGGAAGAUUACAGAAGCCUUAGUUGAUACCAUUGUUCUUUAAACCAAAAAACUUCUCUUCUUCUGAAUCUUAGAAUCACUUUAGUCCCUUUUGGUUUGCAGGCCAAUUCAAUCCCGCUGGCAACAGAUGAGAAUUGAGCAUGACAUGGUUGGAUUCCAUUUUCUGACUCUCUUCAGAGCUUUUGUUUGUGUUAUGUAAAAUAAAAGUUGUUGGGUUUUGUUUCCUUGAGUGGUUUGAUUUUGGA